Molecule: messenger RNA, 2126 nt
Organism: Aspergillus wentii DTO 134E9
Lineage: Eukaryota; Fungi; Ascomycota; Eurotiomycetes; Eurotiales; Aspergillaceae
Product: cystathionine beta-synthase CYS4
Exons: 4
Coding region: 208-1803 (531 amino acids)
Cellular component (GO): cytoplasm
Molecular function (GO): cystathionine beta-synthase activity; cysteine synthase activity
Source: RefSeq, a predicted model, not a curated record
GGGAGCUAUUCUUGGGAUUUGCGAAAUCUUUGUUCCAUCGCGUCUUAUGAGAUUUCUUCACUUUGCGGCUUCCUAACUCAUUGGUAUUGUGCUUUCAUACUAUUUUCAUCGAAGACGAUUCGUUGGGAGCUCAGUUCUUUCGGAAUAUCCUCCCCUUAUACAGUUGAUCUUUGAUUUCCAUUGGCUUGAUUUGGGCUGUCGAUCACCAUGUCCUCGAUAACUACCCCCGCUAUCCCACCAGUGGCUCUCGACACUAUCACACAAUACAUUGGGAAUACCCCUCUUGUGCGGUUGAACAGACUCCCACAAAGUCUCGGGAUUGAUGCAACCGUGUAUGCAAAAUUGGAAUAUUUCAAUGCAGGAGGCAGUGUGAAGGACCGGAUCGCCCUGCGGAUGAUCGAAGAGGCCGAGCGAUCUGGCCGUAUAAAGCCUGGAGAUACUCUCAUCGAGCCUACCAGCGGCAACACCGGUAUUGGAUUGGCACUGGUUGCUGCCGUCAAAGGUUAUAAAACGAUCAUUACGCUCCCAGAGAAAAUGUCCGCUGAAAAGGUGUCUGUACUACGCGCAUUAAAUGCUACGAUCAUCCGUACUCCCAACGAAGCUGCAUACGACUCACCCGAAUCACAUAUUGGUGUUGCCAAACGUCUCGAGAAGGAGCUGCCAAAUGCGCAUAUCUUAGAUCAAUAUGGGAACGAAAAUAACCCAUUGGCACACGAAUUUGGUACAGCAGAGGAGAUUUGGACUCAGACGAAGGGCCAGAUCAAGGCCAUUGUAGCCGGUGCAGGAACUGGUGGAACAAUCACUGGAUUGGCUCGAGGCCUUAAGAAGCACAACCCGGAUGUUCAGGUCAUCGCAGCAGAUCCUCAUGGAUCUAUCCUUGCUCUUCCUGCUUCAUUGAACGAUGAGCAUGUCGACGAGCCCUAUAAGGUCGAAGGAAUUGGAUAUGACUUUAUCCCUCAGGUGCUUGACCAACAUGUUGUGGACAAAUGGUACAAAACUGGCGAUAAGGAGUCGUUUCAAUUUUCUCGACGUUUAAUAGCCGAAGAAGGUCUCCUCGUUGGUGGUAGCAGCGGAAGUGCUAUUUCUGCCUUGGCACAGGCUGCCCAAGACCAUUGCUUUGGAAAAGACGAUAUUGUCGUGGUGGUUUUGCCCGACAGUAUCAGAAGCUAUCUGACAAAGUUUGCCGACGACGACUGGCUAGCAGCAAAUGAUCUCCUACCGUCACUAUCCGCCGAGGCCGCGCCGUUAUCUCCCACUCUGCAGCCGCAAGGCCAGAGGGACGAGUUUGCUGGAUCGAAGGUAAAAUCACUUCGAUUGAAGCCAGUAACUACCAUUCGGUCCGAUUAUCCGUGUGAGAAAGCGAUCGAAAUUAUGCGUGAAAAGGGAUUUGAUCAACUCCCUGUGCUUGCACUUUCUGGAAAGAAACUUGUUGGACUUGUUACCUUGGGAAAUAUCCUGAGCCGACUAACUCAUGGACGCGCUACUGGAAAGAGCCCCGUCGCAGAGGUCAUGUUCGAUUUCAGCAAAAUAUCCGAGGUUGUAACAGACCCUAGGGACCUGAGCUUGGCAAGUUCCGAGUCAGAUGGCAAGCCCGGUGGCACAGAUAUUUUACGGUCCCAAACUAAAGGCCGCAAGUUCAUCGAAAUCACAAUGAACACUCCGUUGAGUGUACUGAAUCGAUUUUUCGAGUGGAAUAGCGCAGCAGUUGUUACUGAACGGGAUGAGCAUGGGGUAGUGAAGCCAUUGGCAGUAGCCACAAAGGUUGAUCUGCUCACCUGGAUGGUCCAUCAUAAAAGGCCAUGAACGGUUUCAUGAACCAGUAACCUCUAACUGAUGGCUUAGAAUACGCUUCAAUGUGUUUAUUCCCCUGUUUAUUAUUAUUAUUAUUAUUAUUAUUUUGGUUUAAGUUUCUUCCUGAUUAGUUGGGGCGUUUUACAUGUUUCUCCUUUCACUUUCACUUUAGUGUCCUUCUAUCAAGGUGUAUAGGAAAAGUGUUUAUAGAUUAAUUUUAACAUUAUAGAGUGGCCAGUAGCAAUUCUUUAUCUUUCUGCUUAUAUAACAGUUAUGCAUGUCAUAAACUGAUUUCCCUUAGCUAUAUUAAAGUGAUUCUUGCCACAUUAUUUCAG